Messenger RNA from Acaulospora morrowiae, 1212 nucleotides. NCBI's taxonomy places the organism in Eukaryota, Fungi, Glomeromycota, Glomeromycetes, Diversisporales, Acaulosporaceae. The record is from the annotation of a GenBank genome assembly.
AUGACACAAAUGAGAGCUGAUCUUAAGAAUAUUUAUCCAAAUAUUAUUCCUAUUCACUGUUGUCUUCAUGCCUUUAAUCUUCUUGCAAAAGAUAUUUCUGCAUUUCCGCCUUUACAAAAAGUUAUUAAAAACAAUCAAAAGCUUGUUAACUUCUUUACAUCUUCUUACAUUUGGCUUCGAACAUUACAAGAAUGGCAAAAAAAAGAAAAAAUACAACAUUCACUUACAACAUUUUGCGAAACUAGAUGGUACUCUCUUGCAAAAGUCUGUUUAGGAGUAAAAGCUUUCGAAAAAGGAUUUCAGCAAUGUAUUGAUCUUAGUGGAACUAGCAAUUAUCCAACAAUUAGAAUGGAAAUUCAAGAUAUAGUUACCAAUCGUCAUCAUUUUGCAGACAAUGAUAUAUUAAUAAAGGUGCUUAUUCCUAUUGUGGAUGCCAUUGGUCGCCUUGAAUCGAAAGAUACUACAUUAGCUGAUAUUUUUAAAGAAUUAUUGAAUAUUCAUUGCACUAUAUCUACAAUAAAUAUUCCGAUAGAUGAAUUCAAAAACCAUACCUUGACAGCUAUAGAUAAACGAGCGCAACAAAUGUCGGGAGAUUCAAUUAUUAAGGCAUCUUUAGAAUUAGCAAAAGCUUGGAACUUUAAUAAAAGAGAGGCAACUCUUUUAUUUAAAGAACUUAUUAACUAUAAGAAUGAUGAUGCUCCUUUUGAUAAUCAAAAAAAUAUUAAAGAUAUUAAUCCUAGAAUUUUUUGGACCCGAUUUACUGAAGGCUCUCCACUUCUUCGACGUUUUGCUAUGAAAAUAUUCGCAAUUGUUCCACAUACAGCAACUAUUGAACGGUUAUUUUCUAGCUUAGGAAUAAUAAAAACAAAAGUACGGAACAGAAUAUCUCCUACUUUAAUGGGAAUGCUUGGAAUGCUUCGUCACGAUCUUCAGCAAAGAUUGCCAGAAAAAAAAUCUAAGGCGAAAGAUAAAAACUUUAUAAAUAAUGAUAUUGAAGAUACUGAAGAUAUCAAUAUUGAAUAUUUUUUUGAAGAAGAUUUUAAUGAGGAGUUUUUACAAAUUAAUGUUGAACCGUCGAAUCCACUACGUGAAUUGCCUAGGAGAACUACUGUAUAUGACAACCUGGGUAACCAGUCCCAGGUUCUCUAUUCAGACGCCCUAACUUUGUCGUUGGCAAAGGAUGUGACUCUUACCAAUGGACAAGCCGUUUAA